AUGGCCCUGCUACGGACUGUGCAGUAUCCUUUGCCUAAAAUAGAGGACAUCUUUGCAGCUCUCUCAGGGGGUGGCCGCUUCUCCAAAAUUGACCUAGCUCAAGCGUACUUGCAAAUGGAAAUUGAGGAGGCAUCUAAGAAAUAUUUAACCAUCAAUACUCACAAAGGUUUAUUACAAUAUAACCGUCUGGUGUUUGGACUUUCUUCUGCCCCAGCAUUAUGGCAGAGAGCAAUGGAUCAAGAAAUACCAGGUACGCAAUGUUACCUGGAUGAUAUAAUUGUAACAGGCAAAGAUGAUGUGGACCAUUUAAAUAAUUUUGAAAAAGUAUUAACCCGACUACAGGAAUAUGGACUCAGAGUAAAUAAAGAUAAAUGUGCAUUUUUCCAAGAAAGCAUUUCCUAUUGUGGACAUGUGAUUGAUAGAGAAGGCCUGCACAAAUCAAAUGAUAAAAUUGAGGCAGUACUACAAGCACCCCAGCCACAGUCUGUGUCACAACUGAGAUCUUAUCUGGGCCUAGUUAGAGAUGAGAUGAGCGCCUGA
Pseudophryne corroboree (corroboree frog) is the source of this 540-nucleotide messenger RNA. RefSeq lists its product as uncharacterized. The transcript has a single exon. The record is from RefSeq and is a predicted model, not a curated record. NCBI's taxonomy places the organism in Eukaryota, Metazoa, Chordata, Amphibia, Anura, Myobatrachidae. Bases 1 to 540 code for a protein of 179 amino acids.